UCGACAACCGGAACACUUAAAAGGCCCUCCUCCCUCUACGGAUGCCGCAGUAAAAUUGGUCGCGCCUGCGCAUUUUUGGACCUCUUUUUCUUGCAAGUGCCCCUAACCCAUCGCACCAUGGCAGAUCCUGAUCUUGACUUCUCCACUGCCGAAUCCGGCGCCUCCGCCACCUUCCCCCUUCAGUGCUCCAGCUUGCGCAAGAACGGCUUCGUUGUGCUGAAGGGACGUCCCUGCAAGAUCGUCGAGAUGUCCACCUCCAAGACCGGCAAGCAUGGACACGCCAAGGUGAAUCUGGUGGGAAUUGAUAUCUUCACCAAUAAGAAGUAUGAGGACAUGUGCCCCUCCACCCACAACAUGGAUGUGCCUAACGUCAAGAGGGUUGAGUUAUUGCUGGUCAACAUCACCGAAAAAUACAUGAGCCUCAUGGCCGACAACGGAGACGUGCGGGAGGACCUGCGCAUCCCUGAUGGAGAUCUGGGCAAGGAGAUUGAAGCCAAGUUCAAAGAAGGAGAUGAACUCUUGGUUUCCGUGCUGUCUGCCAUGGGGGAAGAGUGUGCCGUGGCAGUCAAAUCCACCCCUGGCAAAUAGGCAGACUCUAUUGGCUGCUCAGGCAACAAGCUCCACCCUCAACCAGUCUCUUGCAUUCUUAUUGGUUCUGUCACCAAAGCGACGGCCUUCACAGACAACCUCAAUCAUUCUGUGUGAUAAUUCCCUUGGUUUUGUUUUUGUCUCCAAUGCUGUCAGGACUGACCCACUGCAGCUUGCUGCGUGGCAUUCUGCCGGAUCACUGAGGUUUUGUUUAGUAACAAUCUACUUUAUAAAAAAACUUAAAAUUGAUUCUUUCUGACUUCUUCCUCAUUCCUCUGUUAUUUUUGCCUUCAAAAUGUUAGUCUCGAUACUCACAUUCCUGAAUGUCUAAAUAAUGGGAUCCAGCUUUUUGUAUGAUUCAUUUUUUUAUAUAUAUUCUUUAAAUUGAAUAUAGCAGGUUUAAUGCCUUCAGGGGGAAGGUGGGGAUGGGGCUGUGCUGGUUUGUUAUGGAUGAGGCUAGGGAAAGCCGUCCCUUUCAGUGACACUGAGCUCCGAUUAGGUUUUAAGUUUGUCCACCUUUGGCUGCCAUACUGCUUCCAACAUGGCUGCCACUCUGGCACCAAAGGGAAUCGGAUCAAUUUCCUCUUGCCUUCCCACAAGCGCAGGAUUGCAGGUGACUAGCACUUACCCCAACAUUUCAAUUCUUAAGACUCCAUUUGAUUUUUUCGUAUGGAAAACGGCAACAAACUUCAGUAAUUUUCCUCUCAGCCAGUCUGUGUAGAAGUCGGAUGGGUGCGAGGAGCCCUGUGCGCUUACCUGUUACCAUGGCAGCCAGGUCUUGAAACUGCGGCCCUGGUCAUCCCAAUAUAGAAUAAAGUGUCUUGAGGCUUGUGUGUAGCGGAGUGGGGCCUCCAGAAUGUUCUAGAGGCCAGUUUGCAGUGGGGUUUGUGUGAGGCUCGAUCAGGGAGGAUGGGGGAGAGGAGGGUUGGUGAAGUUGCAAACUAUUUUGUUCACACGAGGCCUUUGUCACCUGACUGGAGAUGGCAAAAACAAAUAAAGUUCAAACUAAUGGAAA
Molecule: messenger RNA, 1603 nt
Organism: Hypomesus transpacificus
Lineage: Eukaryota; Metazoa; Chordata; Actinopteri; Osmeriformes; Osmeridae
Gene: eif5a
Product: eukaryotic translation initiation factor 5A
Exons: 5
Coding region: 118-588 (156 amino acids)
Biological process (GO): positive regulation of translational termination; positive regulation of translational elongation
Molecular function (GO): RNA binding; ribosome binding; translation elongation factor activity
Source: RefSeq, a predicted model, not a curated record